AUGAUACAUAUGCUAAAUGCAGCAGCUGAUCGAGUGAAAUGGACCAGAUCGAGGACUGCUAAAAGGGCUGCCUGCGUGGUGGCUGCAGCCUAUGCUCUGAAAACCCUCUGUCCCAUCAUUGGCAAGCGUUUAAAGCAAUCUGGCCACUGGAAGAAAAAAGAAGCUUACCCGGCUGCAGAGAACAGAGAAAUACUGCAUUGCACCGAGGCCACUUGUAAAAAACCUUCGCCUGGAGUGAAUGCAGAUUUUUUCAAACAGCUACUAGAACUUCGGAAAAUUCUCUUCCCAAAACUUGUGACCACUGAGACAGGAUGGCUCUGCCUCCACUCAGUAGCUCUAAUCUCAAGAACCUUUCUGUCUAUCUAUGUAGCUGGUUUGGAUGGAAAAAUCGUGAAAAGCAUUGUGGAAAAGAAGCCUCGGACUUUCAUCAUCAAAUUAAUCAAGUGGCUUAUGAUAGCCAUUCCUGCCACCUUUGUCAACAGUGCAAUAAGGUACCUAGAGGGCAAAUUGGCCUUGGCCUUCAGAACUCGCCUAGUCGACCAUGCCUAUGAAACCUAUUUUACAAAUCAGACUUAUUAUAAGGUGAUCAAUAUGGAUGGGAGGCUGGCAAACCCUGACCAGUCUCUUACUGAGGAUAUUAUGAUGUUCUCUCAGUCUGUGGCUCACUUGUAUUCCAAUCUGACCAAACCUAUUUUAGAUGUAAUCCUGACUUCCUAUACACUCAUCAAGACUGCUACAUCCAGAGGAGCAAGCCCAAUUGGGCCCACCCUUUUAGCAGGCCUUGUGGUAUAUGCCACUGCUAAAGUGUUAAAAGCCUGCUCUCCCAAAUUUGGUAAAUUGGUGGCUGAAGAAGCUCAUAGGAAAGGCUAUUUGCGGUAUGUGCACUCCAGAAUUAUAGCCAAUGUUGAAGAAAUUGCCUUCUACAGAGGACAUAAGGUAGAAAUGAAGCAACUCCAGAAAAGUUACAAAGCUUUAGCAAAUCAGAUGAACCUCAUUUUAUCCAAACGUUUGUGGUACAUCAUGAUAGAGCAGUUCUUGAUGAAGUAUGUUUGGAGCAGCAGUGGACUAAUUAUGGUGGCUCUACCUAUUAUCACUGCAACUGGCUUUGCAGAUGGUGAUUUAGAGGAUGAUCGAAAGCAAGCUAUGGUUAGUGAGCGGACAGAAGCGUUUACCACUGCUCGAAAUUUAUUGGCCUCUGGAGCUGAUGCUAUUGAAAGGAUUAUGUCUUCAUACAAAGAGAUAACUGAAUUAGCAGGCUAUACUGCUCGAGUAUACAACAUGUUUUGGGUCUUUGAUGAAGUAAAAAGAGGCAUUUAUAAGAGAACUGCUGUCUUGCAAGAGUCUGAAAACCAUAGCAAGAGUGGAGCUAACGUAGAAUUACCCCUCAGUGAGACACUGGAAAUCAAAGGAAAAGUUAUUGAUGUGGAUCAUGGAAUUAUUUGUGAAAAUGUUCCCAUAAUUACACCAACGGGAGAAGUGGUGGCUUCCAAGCUAAACUUCAAAGUAGAAGAAGGAAUGCAUCUUUUGAUAACUGGUCCCAAUGGUUGUGGGAAAAGUUCUCUCUUCAGAAUUUUAAGUGGGCUCUGGCCUGUGUAUGAAGGAAUCCUAUAUAAACCACCUCCACAACAUAUGUUCUAUAUUCCACAAAGGCCGUACAUGUCUCUUGGAAGUCUUCGGGAUCAAGUCAUUUAUCCAGAUUCAGUGGAUGACAUGCAUGAUAAAGGCUAUACAGACCACGAUCUAGACUGUAUCCUACAUAAUGUUCACCUCUACCAUAUAGUUCAAAGAGAAGGAGGAUGGGAUGCUGUUAUGGACUGGAAAGAUGUCCUGUCAGGAGGGGAAAAGCAAAGAAUGGGCAUGGCUCGCAUGUUUUAUCAUAGACCAAAAUAUGCAUUGCUGGAUGAAUGCACCAGCGCUGUCAGCAUUGAUGUUGAAGGAAAGAUAUUUCAGGCUGCGAAAGGGACUGGAAUUUCCUUACUUUCUAUAACACACAGGCCUUCUCUUUGGAAAUACCACACUCAUUUAUUACAGUUUGAUGGUGAAGGAGGUUGGCGCUUUGAACAAUUGGACACUGCUAUUCGUUUAACACUAAGUGAAGAAAAACAAAAGCUAGAAUCUCAGCUAGCUGGAAUUCCCAAAAUGCAGCAGAGACUCAAUGAACUAUGUAAAAUUUUGGGAGAAGACUCGGUGCUGAAAACAAUAAAAAAUGAAGAUGAGACAUCCUAA
Messenger RNA from Balaenoptera ricei (Rice's whale), 2226 nucleotides. RefSeq names its product ATP binding cassette subfamily D member 2 (gene ABCD2). The coding region runs from base 1 to 2226 and encodes 741 amino acids. The record is from RefSeq and is a predicted model, not a curated record. Gene Ontology annotation, biological process: long-chain fatty acid import into peroxisome; peroxisome organization; fatty acid beta-oxidation. NCBI's taxonomy places the organism in Eukaryota, Metazoa, Chordata, Mammalia, Artiodactyla, Balaenopteridae. The transcript has 10 exons. Gene Ontology annotation, cellular component: peroxisomal membrane. Gene Ontology annotation, molecular function: long-chain fatty acid transmembrane transporter activity; ABC-type transporter activity; ATP hydrolysis activity.